AUGGAGAAAAGUGUUUAUAAAACUAUUAAUGACUUAUCUAGAAGAUUGAAACUACAAUUGAAUAAAUACUCUCAAAAAAUAUUUAUUUAUAAUAUAAAAGGAGAAAAUCAAUAAUUUACAAAAUAAUCAUUCAAAAAUUUUACAGAUUAAUUGAAAUUUAUAAAAUCACAAAUAAUUUUAUUUUUCUUGAAAGAGAAUCUAAUGAUUAAAGUCCAUAAUUAUUUUUUAAGUAUUAGACACUGAUGAAGGAUAAAUUAAAUUAAAGAAGGGAACAGCAAAAAGAGGGAUAGCAAUAUUGAAAUAGGAACUUUAUUAGAGUAUCAAUUUUAAAGACUUAGAACUUAAAUGUUCAGGUUUGUUAGCUUCGGAAUUACGUAACUUUAUUAAGUCAAAAGAACUAAUUUAAUUAAUUUGAUAAGAUAUAAAUAAAAGGUUUUUAAGAAAUUUCAAAUUUUAAGGACUCAAUAAUUUUUAAUAAUUCUUUAUCGACACUAUCAUAAUGUAUAAAAUUUUAUAGAAAUAUAGUCAUUUUAACUAUAGAAAAUUCAUGAUUGA
Molecule: messenger RNA, 555 nt
Organism: Paramecium sonneborni
Lineage: Eukaryota; Ciliophora; Oligohymenophorea; Peniculida; Parameciidae
Source: the annotation of a GenBank genome assembly